Molecule: messenger RNA, 799 nt
Organism: Sphaeramia orbicularis (orbiculate cardinalfish)
Lineage: Eukaryota; Metazoa; Chordata; Actinopteri; Kurtiformes; Apogonidae
Product: regulator of G-protein signaling 9-binding protein
Exons: 5
Coding region: 71-799 (242 amino acids)
Source: RefSeq, a predicted model, not a curated record
UCUCCAGGACAGAAGAAGAGGAAGCAGCAGCAGAUGGAGCGUUGAUCAUCUGCAGGUAGAUGGUGACAUCAUGAGUCGAUGGUGUCGUUCGGUGGACGAGUUGGCGACGAGGCGGCGGCAGCAGAGUGAGUGUGAGCGUGCUCAGGAAGCUCUCUGCAAGGUCACUUCCUGUUUCCAGCAGCUGGCGACGUCACUCGGGGCAUCAGCUGACUGCAGCUUCCUGCGAGAAGAGAUGGAUGAAACGAGAGCCCUCGCACAUCGCAUCAGCAGCGGUUUGUCCCGGCGUCUGAUUCGCCUGCUGUCAGACUCUGACUCCGCCCCCACAGGUCAAGAGGACAGACAGGUGUCCGAGCGGUUGUGGGUUCUUUUCCUGUCUGUGUUGGAGAGUUUCCUAUCGGACCUCCGUAAAGCCAGUGAUCUGAUUCGACAGUUCCCUCUGGGUCAGCGCUCUGACAGACGCUCAUUGGUCAACGCAGGUUGUCUCGAUGGCGUGGUGGGCGUGGCUGCUCGUGUUGCUUCAGUUCAGGCCCCGUGGCUCACAUUGGAGGAAGAGUCCAUUCCUGAUCUGACCAAUCACAUCACAGGACUUGAAGCCAUACUAAGUGAUAUGCAGCUGAGGGUUCCUGUCCCGUUCUGGUCUGUGGAGGCCACUCAGCCACUAUGGGUGGAAGCAGCUACUGAACUGGACGAACCGGAACACAGUCUGGAGGACCUGAUGGAGGUUGAGGUCGUCUCUGAUGGAAACAAGAUGGCCACCUGCUGCCAACCACCAUGCUGUGUUCUGGGCUGCGUUGGGUAG